AUGUCCUCACCUUUUCUUUUUAGUUUGGUUACUUUAUUGACACUUGCUGAAUUAGAUGGUGAAGCCGGUGGACUUCAGCUGCAGCAGCAAAACAGAAACGCUGAUCUCCAACAGCCUCGGAUGGCUACAGAGAGGGGAAAUUUAGUGUUUCUUACGGGGUCAUCCCAAAACAUUGAAUUUAGAACUGGAUCCCUAGGAAAAAUUAAAUUAAAUGAUGAAGACCUCAGUGAAUGUUUGCAUCAGAUCCAGGAAAACAAAAAUGAUAUUAUAGAUUUAAAAAGGAAUGCAACUGGUCUGCCUCAAAAUAUAUCUAGUCAAAUCCAUCAGCUCAACUCCAAGCUUGUGGAUCUUGAGAGAGAGCUUCAAGACUUACAGCAGACAGUUGACACAAAAGCUUGCAGCAGCGACCCCUGCCAAAAUGGUGGAACCUGCCUCAAUCUGUACGACUCCUUUUUUUGUAUCUGUCCCUCACAGUGGAAGGGUUCUCUCUGCUCAGAUGAUGUUAACGAAUGUGAGAUUUACUCAGGAACACCCUUUAGCUGCCAGAAUGGAGCCACGUGUAUAAAUACAUUGGGGAGUUACAGUUGUCACUGCUCGCCUGACACAUACGGACCCCAGUGUGCCUCCACAUACAAUGACUGCGAAGGGGGCUCUAAAGAGCUCUGCGUCCACGGCAUCUGCGAGGAUUUAGUCCGAGAGCAAGUUGGAGAGCCCAAGUACAGCUGCAUCUGCGAUGCCGGGUGGACGUCCCCGCUGAACAGCUCUGCCUGCACACUGGAUAGGGAUGAGUGCAGCCUCCAGCCCGCGCCUUGUUCCACACUUGUGCAGUGUUUCAACACGCAGGGCUCUUUCUACUGUGGGGCCUGUCCAACAGGCUGGCAAGGAAAUGGAUACAUUUGUGAAGACAUUGAUGAAUGUGAGAUAAACAAUGGCGGCUGUUCUGUGGUUCCACCUGUUGAGUGUGUGAAUACACCUGGAUCUUACCAUUGUCAGGCCUGUCCACCAGGGUACCAGGGCGAUGGCAGAGUGUGCACACUCAUAGACAUCUGCUCGGUCAACAAUGGCGGCUGCCACCCAGACGCAUCGUGCUCCUCAGCUCUAGGUUCCUUGCCUCUCUGCACAUGUCUCCCAGGAUACACCGGAAACGGUUAUGGGUCAAAUGGCUGUGUACAACUCAGUAAUAUGUGCCUAAGUCAACCCUGUUUAAAUGGAGAAUGCAUUGAAACAGUCUCUGGUUAUUUGUGUAAGUGUGAAUCAGGUUGGGCUGGUGUCAACUGCACAGAAAACAUCAAUGAGUGUUUGAGCAACCCCUGUUUGAAUGGAGGAACUUGUGUUGAUGGCAUUAAUUCUUUCAGUUGUGAAUGCACACGUUUCUGGACUGGACCUCUGUGUCAGAUUCCCCAGCAAGUUUGUGGAGGUUCCCUCUCAGGGAUAAAUGGAAGCUUCAGCUACAGGGGCCCUGAUAUUGGUUAUAUUCAUGACGUUAACUGCUUCUGGCUUGUCCAAACGGAAGUGGGAAAGGUCCUGCGUAUCACUUUCACUUUUUUCCAGUUAGAAUCAGUGAAUAAUUGUCCACACGAGUUUCUUCAGAUUUAUGAUGGAGAUUCUUCUGCGGCUUUUCAACUUGGGAGAUUUUGUGGCUCCAGCCCCCCGCCCGAACUCUUCAGCAGUGACAACGCUCUCUACUUUCAUUUCUACUCUGAACAUUUGAGAAACCAGAGAGGUUUCACAGUAAGAUGGGAGACGCAGCAACCAGAGUGUGGAGGUAUACUGAGUGGUACUUAUGGUUCUAUACAAUCUCCGGGGUAUCCCGGAAACUACCCCCCAGGAAGAGAUUGUGUCUGGCAUGUUACAACCAGUCUUGACCUCCUGAUAACAUUUACUUUUGGGACUUUGAGCCUGGAGCACCAUGAUAAUUGCAGCAAAGAUUAUCUUGAGAUUCGAGAUGGUCCUUUGCGUCAAGACCCUGUUCUGGGGAAAUUCUGCAGCACUCUCUCUGUCCCACCACUCCAGACCACAGGGCCCUUUGCCAGGGUUCAUUUCCAUUCUGACACCCAGAUUAGCGACCGAGGCUUCCAUAUCACCUACUUAACAUCCCCUUCGGAUCUGCCUUGUGGAGGGAACUACACAGACCCAGAGGGUGAAAUACUCCUUCCAGAGCUGUCUGGACCUUUCCCUCACAACAGGCAAUGCAUCUAUAUCAUAAGGCAGCCUCAGGGAGAGCAAAUACAAGUGAACUUCACCCACGUGCAGCUGGAAAGCCAGAGUGGCUGUUCCCAGAGUUACAUAGAGGUUCGAGAUGAUGAAACCUUACUUGGAAAAGUCUGUGACAAUGGAACCAUCUCUCACAUUAAAUCCAUCACCAAUAGGAUCUGGAUAAGGUUUAAAAUAGACGCUUCUGUUGAAAAAGCUAGUUUCAGAGCUGUUUAUGAAGUUGCUUGUGGGGGUGAAUUAACUGGAGAAGGGGUCAUUCGCUCGCCCUUUUAUCCUAAUGUGUAUCCUGGAGAAAGAGUCUGUAGGUGGACCAUCCACCAGCCCCGAGGCCAAGUAGUUCUUCUCAACUUCACUGACUUUGAAAUUAGAAGUUCUGCCCACUGUGAUACGGAUUAUAUUGAGAUCGGUAGCAAUUCCAUUUUGGGUUCCCCUGAAAAUGAAAAGUAUUGUGGCACAGACACACCUUCGUUUAUAACAUCCGUGUACAAUUUUCUUUACAUCACAUUCGUGAAAAGUUCUUCUACUGAAAAUCGUGGUUUCAUGGCUAAGUUCAGUACUGAGUAUUUGGCAUGUGGAAAAAUUCUUACAGAGUCAACAGGAGUCAUUCAAAGUCCUGGCCAUCCAAAUAUCUACCCCCAGGGUAUCAACUGUACCUGGCAUAUAUUAGUCCAACCUGACCACUUGAUUCGUUUGAUAUUCGAAAGAUUUCAUUUGGAAUUUCAUUAUAAUUGCACAAAUGACUACCUGGAAGUUUAUGACACUGACUCUGAGACAUCUCUUGGGAGGUAUUGUGGAAAAUCAGUCCCACCUUCUCUUACAAGCAGUGGCAACUCAUUGAUGCUGGUAUUUGUGGCUGACUCUGACCUUGCUUAUGAAGGCUUUUUAAUAAACUAUGAGGCAAUCGAUGCAUCAACAGCAUGUUUGGAAGACUACACAAGUGAUUUUGGGACAUUAACUUCUCCAAACUUCCCCAAUAAUUACCCCAACAACUGCGAAUGCAUUUAUAGGAUCACAGUGAAAAGCAGUCAACAGAUUGCAUUGCACUUCACACACUUCUCCUUGGAGGAAGACAUUGGUGGACAAUGUGUGUCAGAUUUUUUGGAAAUCAAAGAUGGAGGCUAUGAAACUUCACCAUCACUAGGAAUAUACUGUGGCUCAAAUCUACCUCCAGAAAUUAUCUCUCAUAGUAACAAACUAUGGUUAAAAUUUAAGAGUGAUAUGAUUGACUCAAGACCUGGAUUCUCAGCUUACUGGGAUGGAUCAUCAACAGGCUGCGGGGGCAACCUCACCUCAUCCAGAGGCACAUUCAUGUCUCCCAACUACCCGAUGCCCUACUACCACAGCUCUGAGUGCUACUGGUGGUUGAAGUCCAGCCAUGGCAGCCCGUUCGAACUGCAGUUCAAAGACUUCCACUUGGAGUACCAUCCAAACUGCACUUUAGAUUACCUGGCUGUAUAUGAUGGCCCAAGUACCAGCUCCCAUCUACUAACUCAGCUUUGUGGGGAUGAGAAACCACCUCUUAUACGUUCUAGUGGAGACAGCAUGUUUUUACAACUGAGGACAGAUGAAGGGCAGCAAGGACGUGGCUUUGAGGCUGAAUACUGGCAGACAUGUGAGAACGUGUUAAUAGUCAAUCAAACCUAUGGCACCUUGGAGAGUAUAAAUUACCCAAAUCCUUAUUCCAACAAUCAGCGUUGCAACUGGACUAUCCUUGCAACAACUGGCAACACUGUGAACUACACGUUUGUAGCAUUUGAAUUGGAAUAUUACACAAACUGCUCCACAGAUUAUUUAGAGCUCUACGAUGGACCGCAGAGGAUGGGGCGCUACUGCGGAGACAGCCUGCCCCCUCCAGGGAGUACCACAGGCUCCCAGCUUCAAGUGCUGUUCCACACCGAUGGGGUUGGCUUCAAUGAGAAAGGGUUUCAGAUGCUGUGGUUCAUUCACGGUUGCGGUGGGGAGCUGUCCGGAGCCACGGGAGUCUUCAGCAGCCCCGGGUAUCCUAGCAGGUAUGCACCCAACAAGGAGUGUAUCUGGUACAUUAAGACUGCCCCCGGGAGCAGCAUUCAGCUCACCAUCCAUGACUUUGACGUGGAGUAUCAUGCAAGAUGCAACUUUGACGUCCUAGAGAUCUAUGGAGGCCCUGAUUUCCACUCUCCCAGAAUAGCCCAGUUGUGUGCGCAGCGAUCAUCGGAGAACCCCAUGGAGGUCUCCAGCACUGGAAAUGAGCUAGCAAUCCGAUUUAAGACCGACAGCUCUGUAAACGGGAGAGGCUUCAACGCCUCAUGGCAAGAGGUCCCUGGAGGUUGUGGUGGGAUUUUCCAGGCUCCCAGUGGAGAGAUUCAUUCUCCAAAUUAUCCCAGUCCUUAUAGGAGUAACACAGACUGCUCCUGGGUUAUUCGGGUUGACAGAAAUUACCGUAUUCUCUUGAACUUCACUGACUUUGACCUCGAACCUCAGGACUCUUGUAUUAUGGUGUAUGAUGGUUUCAGCUCCACAACCACCCGCCUCGCCAGGACAUGUGGAAGACAGCAGCUGGCUAACCCCAUCACCUCUUCAGGAAACAGCCUCUUUGUGAGAUUUCAGUCUGGCCCUUCCAGACAGAGCAGGGGCUUCCGAGCUCAAUUCAGGCAAGCCUGCGGAGGCCACAUCCUCACCAGCUCUUCUGAUACCAUUUCCUCUCCAUUGUUCCCUGCCAAGUACCCACACAAUCAGAACUGCAGCUGGAUAAUUGAAGCUCAGCCUCCAUUCAAUCAUAUUACCCUCUCCUUUACCCACUUUGGACUUGAAGGCAGCACAACCUGUGCACACGACUUUGUAGAAAUUCUGGAUGGCAACCACGAUGACGCGCCCCUCCGAGGCCGUUACUGUGGCACCUCCAUGCCCCACCCCGUCACGUCCUUCAGCAGUGCCCUGACGCUGAGGUUUGUCUCUGACUCCACAGUGAAUUCCGAUGGUUUCCACGCUACAUACGCUGCGUCAUCAUCAGCUUGUGGUGGGACCUUCUACAUGGCUGAAGGCAUCUUCGACAGCCCUGACUACCCAGAAGUUUAUCCCCCGAAUGUGGAAUGUGUCUGGAACAUAGUCAGUUCCCCUGGCAACCGGCUCCAGCUGUCUUUCAUAUCUUUCCAGUUGGAAAACUCUCAAGACUGUAGCAGAGAUUUUGUGGAGAUCCGAGAAGGAAAUGCCACAGGUCGCCUGGUGGGACGAUAUUGUGGACACGCCCUCCCUCUCAACUAUUCAUCCACUCUUGGGCAUAGCCUCUGGGUCAGAUUUGUGUCAGAUGGCUCAGGCAGCGGCAUAGGCUUCCAGGCCACCUUUGCUAAAAUAUUUGGCAAUGAUAAUAUUGUGGGAACUCAUGGGAAAAUUGCCUCUCCUUUCUGGCCUGGAAAUUACCCCCAUAACUCCAAUUACCAGUGGAUAGUAAAUGUGAAUGAGUCUCAGGUUGUCCACGGUAGGAUCUUGGAGAUGGACAUUGAAGCGAUACAAAACUGCUACUAUGACAAAUUAAAGAUUUAUGAUGGGGCUGGCGCUCAUUCCCGCCUAAUUGGAACUUAUUGUGGUACUCAGACUGAAUCUUUUAGCUCCACUGGAAAUUCUUUGACGUUUCAGUUUUCUUCUGACUAUUCAGUAUCAGGGAAGGGAUUCCUUCUGGAGUGGUUUGCAGUGGAUGCUCCCAUGGGACCUUUACCUACCAUUGCUCCAGGUGCUUGUGGUGGGUUCCUGAGGACAGGAGAGGAGCCAGUCUUUCUUUUCUCCCCGGGCUGGCCAGGCAGAUACAGUAAUAAUGCCGAGUGUAGCUGGCUCAUCCAGGCUCCGGAUUCUACUGUGGAACUCAACAUCCUUUCCCUGGACGUUGAAUCUCACCCAGAGUGUGGCUACGAUAACCUUGUGAUAAGAGACGGAGACAACAACAUGGCCCCGCAGCUAGCAGUUCUCUGCGGCAGAGAGAUCCCUGGGCCCAUUCGGUCUACUGGAGAGUAUAUGUUCAUCCACUUCACCUCUGACAUCAGUAUAACCGGGGCAGGCUUCAAUGCAUCCUUUCACAAGAGCUGUGGUGGAUAUUUGCAUGCAGACAGAGGAAUUAUCACUUCCCCCAAGUAUCCAGAGACCUACACGCCCAACCUCAACUGCUCUUGGCACAUCCUGGUCCAAAGUGGUCUGACCAUUGCUGUCCAUUUCGAACAGCCCUUCCAGAUUCCAAAUGGAGAUUCUUCUUGCAACCAGGGGGAUUACUUGGUGCUAAAAAAUGGACCUGAUAUCUACUCUCCACCCUUGGCGCCCCCUGGAGGAAAUGGCCAUUUCUGCGGCAGUCACCCCUCCUCAACUCUGUUCACCUCGGAUAAUGAAAUGUUUGUUCGGUUUAUUUCUGAUAAUAGUAAUGGAGGGCAAGGAUUUAAGAUCAAAUAUGAGGCAAAGAGUUUAGCCUGCGGGGGCAACGUCUACAUCCACGAUGCUGACUCUGCUGGCUACGUGACCUCCCCCAACUACCCCGAGAAUUAUCCCCAGCAUGCUGACUGCAUUUGGAUCAUAGCGGCGCCUCAGGGGAGGAGCAUAAGGCUUCAAUUUGAGGAUCGAUUCAAUAUUGAAGUAUCACCCAACUGUACUUCCAACUUCCUCGAGUUGCGGGAUGGAGUUGAUUCCAAUGCACCAAUACUUUCCAAAUUUUGUGGGAUGUCUUUACCCAGAAGUCAGCUGUCCUCAGGAGACGUCAUGUAUUUGAGAUUCCAGUCCGACAACAGCCCUACUCAUGUGGGGUUCAAGGCCAAGUAUUCUAUAGCUCAAUGUGGAGGAACAGUAACAGGGCAAGCUGGCGUCAUUGAAAGCAUUGGUUAUCCAACACUUCCAUAUACAGACAAUUCAUUCUGUGAGUGGCAUCUCCAGGGUCUCUCAGGACACUAUCUCACCAUCUCUUUUGAAGAUUUUGACCUCCAGAAUUCCUCUGGCUGCGAAAAAGACUUUGUGGAGAUCUGGGACAACCAUACUUCUGGAAAUAUCUUGGGCAAAUACUGUGGAAAUACCAUUCCUGACAGCAUAGACACUUCUAGCAACGUUGCUUUGGUCAGAUUUGUUACAGAUGACUCUCUUACUGCCUCCGGAUUCAGACUGCGGUUUCAAUCCAGCUUGGAAGAGUGUGGUGGGGAUCUGCAGGGCUCUACCGGAACAUUCACUUCCCCCAACUACCCGAACCCAAAUCCUCACAGCCGGAUCUGCGAGUGGAGAAUCACUGUGCCGGAAGGAAGGCGGGUCACCCUAACGUUUAACAACCUGAGACUGGAAGCUCGCCCAUCCUGCGACAGUGAGCAUGUGAUAGUAAGUGUCCUGUGUAUGUGCGGCGGGUCUCUCACAAAUGCCCCUGGAGGAAACUUCACUUCUCCUGGCUAUGAUGGAGUCAGUAAUUACUCAAGAAACCUAAACUGCGAAUGGACUCUCAGCAAUCCAAAUGAGGGAAAUUCAUCCAUUUACGUUCAUUUUGAAAAUUUUUACCUAGAAAGUCACCAAGACUGUCAAUCGGAUGUCCUUGAGUUUCGAGUGGGUGAUGCUGAUGGGCCCCUGAUAGGGAGAUUCUGUGGCCCUUCAGGGCCUACAGUGCCACUGGUUAUACCUUAUCCUCAAGUGUGGAUACACUUUGUCACCAAUGAACGCGUAGAACAUGUUGGAUUCCAUGCAAAAUAUUCCUUUACAGAUUGUGGUGGAAUACAGAUAGGAGAGAGUGGAGUGAUCUCAAGCCCCAACUACCCAAACUCUUACGACCGCUUGACCCACUGUGCUUGGUUGUUAGAGGCCCCACAAGGAUACACCAUCACUCUCACAUUCAGUGACUUUGACAUUGAAUCCCAGACGGUUUGUGCCUGGGACUCCGUCACUGUCAGGAAUGGUGGCUCUCCUGGAUCGCCCAUAAUAGGACAGUACUGUGGAAAUUCAAACCCCAGUGCAAUCCAGUCUGGUUCUAACCAGCUGGUGGUGAUUUUUAACUCAGACCAUUCCAUAGAAGGUGGUGGAUUUUAUGCUACGUGGAACACACAGACUUCAGGUUGUGGUGGAAUAUUUCAUUCAGAAAAUGGUACAAUCAGAUCCCCUCACUGGCCUCAGAAUUUUCCCGGAAACAGCAGAUGUUCCUGGACAGUCAUUACUCACCAAAGUAAACACUUGGAGAUCAGCUUUGACAAUAACUUCCUAAUCCCCAGUGGUGAUGGACAGUGUCAGAACAGCUUCGUGAAGGUGUGGGCAGGAACCGUGGAGGCCGACAAGGACCUGCUAGCCACGGGCUGUGGGGACGUGGCUCCUGCUACCGUCAUCACCCCAGGCAGCGCAUUCACGGCUGUCUUCCAGUCUCAGGAGACGCCAGCUCAGGGCUUCUCUGCAUCCUUUGUAAGCCGAUGUGGAAGAAAUUUCACUGACCCUACAGGUUACAUCAUUUCUCCAAACUACCCAAAGCAAUACGACAACAACAUGAAUUGCACCUACAUCAUAGAGGCUGAUCCUAUGUCUGUGGUCAUCUUGGUUUUUGUGUCUUUCCAUUUAGAAGCUCGCUCAGCUGUGACAGGAGGCUGUGUCAAUGACGGUGUGCACAUCAUCAGGGGUAGCAGCGUGGCGGCCACCCCUUUGGCCACCGUGUGUGGUGAUGAGAUGCUGGCUCCUGUCACCAUGGCUGGCCCAGUGCUGCUUAACUUCUACUCUAACGCGCAGAUCACAGACUUUGGAUUCAAGUUUUCCUAUAUGAUAAACUCCUGUGGUGGUGUGUUCAAUUUCUCCCAAGCAAUCCUCAAAAGUCCCGCCUAUUCCUCUGCAGACUACCCCAACGACAUGCACUGUUUGUACACCAUCAUCGUCAGUGACAACAGAGUGAUUCAGCUCAAGUUCAAUGAUUUUGAUGUGGUUCCCUCCACCUCCUGCUCCCAGGACUACUUGGCAAUUUAUGAUGGUUCCAACACCAGUGAUCCCCUUCUUGGCAAAUUCUGUGGUUCCAAGCAGCCGCCAAAUAUUAAGAGCAGCAAUAAUACUAUGCUCCUGGUGUUCAAGACAGAUUCAUUCCAAACAGCAAGAGGCUGGAAGCUAUCUUUCCGGCAGACAUUGGGACCUGAGCAGGGAUGCGGUGGUUAUCUGACAGGUUCCAAUAAUACCUUUGUCUCUCCUGAUGCUGAUUCGAAUGGAAGAUAUGACAAGAAUUUAAACUGCGUAUGGUUCAUAAUUGCACCUGUAAACAAACUAAUUAAACUCACCUUCAGUACAUUUGCUCUGGAGGCAGCAACUUCUAUGAAAAGAUGCCUUUACGAUUAUGUAAAGUUAUACGACGGGGACAGUGAAAAUGCCAACUUGGCUGGAACGUUUUGUGGCUCCACUGUACCUGCGCCUUUUAUCUCUUCUGGCAACUUCCUUACAGUUCAAUUUGUCAGUGACCCAACUUUAGAAAGGGAAGGAUUUAACGCGACAUACACCAUCGUGGACAUGCCUUGUGGAGGAACAUAUAAUGCAACUUGGACCCCGCAAAAUAUUUCAUCAUCCAAUUCAUCAAACCCAGAUGUCUCAUUUUCCAUCUGUACUUGGGUCAUUGAGGCUCCUCUGCACCAGCAGGUCCAGAUAACCGUGUGGGCACUACAGCUGAGCUCACAAGACUGCGCGCAGGAUUACUUAGAGUUUCAGGACUCACCACAGAGUAAUGGGAAUCCACGAAUCCAGUUCUGUGGCGGAAAUGCUUCGGCCGUACCCGCGUUCUAUUCUUCUAUGAGUACUGCAAUUGUCAUUUUCAAAUCUGGAGUUUUCACCACAAACUCUAGAGUGAGUUUUACCUAUCAGAUUGCAGAUUGCAACAGAGAAUAUAACACGGGAUUUGGCAAUCUGAGAAGUCCUGGAUGGCCGGAUAAUUAUAACAAUAACAUGGAUUGCACUGUUCUUCUCACGGCCCCACAGAACCACGCCAUUUCCCUCUUUUUUCAUUCAUUUGCCAUCGAGGACUCAAGUGAAUGCAGACAUGAUUUCUUGGAGGUAAGAAACGGAAGUAAUAGCGAUUCACCACUCCUGGGCAAGUACUGUGGAACUCUGCUGCCAAAUCCUGUCUUCUCCCAAAAUAAUGAACUCUACCUGCGAUUUAAGAGUGACGGUGUAAUUUCCAGUCAUGGAUAUGAGAUCAUCUGGACCUCAUCACCCUCCGGCUGCGGUGGGACUCUGUAUGGAGACCGGGGCUCCUUCACCAGCCCCGGCUACCCGGGCACGUACCCCAACCACACGCACUGCGAGUGGACCCUCACGGCUCCUGCCGGGAGGAUUGUCACCGUCAGCUUCUACUUCAUCAGCAUCGACGACCCGGGAGACUGCGCCCGGAACUAUCUCAUCCUCUACGACGGACCCAGCGCUGACUCUCCAUCCUAUGGACCGUAUUGUGGCGCCGACACCAGUGUAGCCCCCUUUGUGGCGUCCUCAAAUCAGGUCUUCAUUAAGUUUCAUGCCGAUUCUGCAGCGCGUCCGUCCGCGUUCCAGUUAACUUGGCACAGCUGA
Propithecus coquereli (Coquerel's sifaka) is the source of this 10710-nucleotide messenger RNA. RefSeq names its product cubilin (intrinsic factor-cobalamin receptor) (gene CUBN). NCBI's taxonomy places the organism in Eukaryota, Metazoa, Chordata, Mammalia, Primates, Indriidae. Gene Ontology annotation, molecular function: calcium ion binding. The transcript has 66 exons. The record is from RefSeq and is a predicted model, not a curated record. Bases 1 to 10710 code for a protein of 3569 amino acids.